UAUUUCGGUCAUAAAUUAUACGCCACCUAGUAGUACCAUAGAUAAUAUAUUAUCUAUGAGUAGUGCCUACUGUAUUACAACUGUUGUUUGUUUUGAUUAUUUGAUUAUGACCUGAUAAAAUCGUGGGCGGAUAAUGAUAAUAUGUUGUGUGUUUUUUAAUUUAAGUUUUUAGUAUUUACCAUUUAGCAUUUUAGCAGUUACAUCUUAUAAUAUAGACUAUAGUCUAGUAUAGUAGUUUUCUUAGCUCGUACGGAUUAUCAAAUUCAAUAUUUAAUAAUAAGUAUUAUGAUCACUUUCUAUUCUUGAGUUAAUUCUUAUAAAUUUAUCAAUAGGAAUUUUUAAAACCAUGUAAGUUGUAGUUAGACAAAUAAACUUGAUUUUUUGAAACAUGACUGCUGAUAGAAGAACAACUACAGACUAUCGUUUACAACUUUUACAAGAAAUGCGAUGUCAGAAUUAUGAUAUGAUACGCUUUGCAUCUUAUAGAACAGCAUGUAAAUUAAGAUAUGUGCAAAAAAAAGUUUAUUUACACAUGAUUGAUAUAUGGAAUGUGAUUGAAGCAUUUCGUGAAAAUGGAUUAAAUACACUGGAAUCUCACGUCGAAGUAAAUGUUUCCAAAUUUGAAACACUAAUAACAAGUCUAUAUGUUAAUUUGAAUAAGCGAUUACCUACUCAACAACAUGUACAUGAUGAUUUAUUAACUACAAUUCUUCUUAAUUGGAUUAUGUCAGUUUAUUCUGCUAAUGAUACUAUGGGAAGAAUAAGAGUAUUAUCUAUAAAAGUAGCUUUGGUUACAAUGUGUUCAGGGAAACUUAUGGAUAAACUUAGAUAUAUAUUUUCACAAAUAUGUGAUCAAAACGGACAUAUGGUAGCUUGGAAAUUUCGAGAAUAUCUACAAGAAGUAUUAGUACUUCCUUCAGCUGUAUAUGAAUCUCCUUCUUUUCAUUAUAGUGAUCAGAUAUCGGCUGAAAUAUUUUCUGGGAAUGGUAAAGUAACUGUAAACGAUUUUAUGGAUUCAAUGAUGUCAGAUCCUGGACCUGCUUGUCUUGUAUGGUUACCAUUAUUGCAUCGAUUAGCUAAUGUUGAAAAUGUUACUCAUCCUAUUUCUUGUGAUGCUUGUCGACGUGAUAACUUUACUGGAUUCCGAUAUCGUUGUCAAAAAUGUCAUAAUUUUCAAAUGUGUCAAGAAUGCUUUUGGAGAGGACGAGUUGCAUCUAGUCAUACAAUUGAACAUGAUGUUAAAGAGUAUACUAGUUAUAAAUCUCCAAGUAAACAAAUUGGACAUUCUCUUAGAAAAUCAUUUCGCUGUGUGCCAGAAAAAGAAAAAGCUAGUAUACCACGUUUUCCUGAGGAACCAGAAAAGACUAUUAAUUUAUCACAUAUAAUACCUCCAUCACCUUUACCAUGCCACAAUGGUUUUUCUGAAUUAUCUAUUAGUAGUCAAUUUAAUACAUUGGAUAGUAAAACAAGUACAAGAAGUCCUGAUAAGCGCACAAUGAGUUUAGAUUAUACUUCAAUGGAUGAUGAACAUAAAUUAAUUGCACGUUAUGCUGCACGACUUGCUGCUGAAGCUAAAGUAGGUAGAGCUCCAUCAGAAGGUUCAUUAAGCUUGGAUACUUCUAGAGCUCAAAGAGAACUUAUUAUUCAACUGGAAUCUAAAAAUAGAGAAAUUAUGAAAGAAAUUUCAAGACUUAGAAAACAGCAAGAAAUGGAAGGUUAUUGUUCUGGAUUUUCUGAAGAUAAUCCAGCACUUAUGAGUGAACUACGGGCAUUAAGAAAUAGAAAACAUGAAUUAGAAUCACAUUUAACAUCUUUACAGGAUUCUAGAAGACAACUAAUGGACCAAUUAGAGGGAUUAAUGAAACUUCUAAAAAAUCAUCAAGGGUCUCCACGUUCAACUCCAAAUUCAUCACCACGCUCAACUAAAUCUCCUCCUUCCUCAAAAUCUGCACCCCCUACACCUGGUGGAACGUUAACUUCAGCUUCAUCACUGUCUAUCAUGUCUAUGUCUGACUCAUUAAUGGUUGGAGAUGUAAGAUCAGCAUUUACUGGAAACCCCCUAACAUCUACACCUGUAAGUACAUCUAGUUUAAAUUCUGGCACAACAAGUGGUUCUGUGACAGGUGGCAAUCGAAGUUUAAGAAACGAUUUGUUAGUCGCUGCAGAUUCAGUGACAAAUGCUAUGUCAUCAUUAGUCAAGGAGUUAAACUCUGAGAGCCCAGUGAAUGAAAAUAUAUCCAACUCUGCAAUUCUCAAACCAUUAGGUUAUAAUAAAAAAGAAGAUGAAAAUAUAAAAAUUAAUAAAGAUUUUAGAAGUGAUAGUUUAUCUAGAAGUCAAUAUAAUAAGGCGAAGAUGCAAAAUAAUCAAACAGAUAGUUGCACAUCUCCUGCUAAUAUGAGACGUGCUACUAAUUCCGGUUCAAAAACUAAUUCUCCUGAAGCUGAUUCUAUGACAAGAUGGCGAUAACUUUUUUGAAAUUAUCUUUGAAUAACUUUUACAGUUUUGAUUUAUUUUUAAUAAACAAUUAAACUAAGUAUUAUAUAGGUAUAGUAUAAUAUUAAUGCUAGUUUUUUAACCAAGUCAUUUGUUUGUUUGUUUGUUUUUUUUUUUUUUGUUUUAUUUACUUUUUAAUAUCUAUUGUUGAUUAGGUUUAUACUAUUCUAUAAUUGGACUAGCUAUAUUUAUAACUUAACUCAUUAAUCAUUAUUGGUUGUUACCUAAUGGAAAGUAUUAUAUAAUAUGAUUGAUAAAAGUAUUAGUUUGAACAGUAUAUAAUAUUAGUCUUCCAAUCUCUAAAAUAACUGUAAAGAGAAAUUAAGUAUUAUGUGUUAUCUUAAUUAAAUUUAUAAAAAUUAAUUAUUAUUAAAACUAUACUAAUAAAGUGAAUUAAGUUACAUUGUAUUAGUCGACUGUAACUCAAACAAUGAUAUCUCAACAUUUUGGAUAUCUUGAGUGUAUCAUUUUUUUCUUUGAACGCUAUAUACAGUGAAACUUCCAUAUAAAGCAUUUCCAUUUAAAAAUUUUUCUAUUUAACGAAUUAUUUUUGAAAACCAUGACCUUCAUUGUUAAUAAUUGUGCGUUAAUUCUAUUUAACAAAUCCCUCUACUAUUCAAUUUUUUUUUGUUCCCCAUGAAACUUUGUUAAAUAGAAGUUUCACUGUAACUUAAUUGGA
Molecule: messenger RNA, 3173 nt
Organism: Aphis gossypii (cotton aphid)
Lineage: Eukaryota; Metazoa; Arthropoda; Insecta; Hemiptera; Aphididae
Product: dystrobrevin beta-like
Exons: 17
Coding region: 389-2467 (692 amino acids)
Biological process (GO): synaptic signaling
Cellular component (GO): synapse; plasma membrane
Molecular function (GO): zinc ion binding
Source: RefSeq, a predicted model, not a curated record